AUGAAACCGAUCAAUCCUACGGUCAAUGAAGACAGGCCUGCUCUACUUGGAAGUACUUCUUGGGAUGGAGCUGACGCAUACGAGGCGGGGGGUGAAUUCCACCAGCGAGCCACAGCAUUCUUUGCUGCGGUGAAAUGGGACCAGCUCGUGUCUCUCUCUUCAAGACUUCGCGGCGGCAUACCUUGCACCCUCGGGGAGAAGUUCUCUAUGGGUCACUCCAACAUGGUCCGGCGAAUCUUAUUCGAGGACGGUACUAGUUGGGUUGCUAGGCUUAGAUUACCACGGCUGAGAGCAGCCGUAGGUGGUCGCGAGACGCUCGACGAGGCUGAAACUCUAAAGGUAGAGGUUGCUAGCAUGAAGUUCUUACAAACCAAAACCUGUAUUCCCAUUCCGAAAAUCUACGGUUACAGCGUUGAUGCGAAAAAUGAAGUUGGCGCUCCCUACAUCCUGAUGGAUUACAUCAAUGGAAGCGUUGCGACGGAAUUGCGGAUGGCGAAAAAUUGCGACGUAGGCUUGUUCGGUACAUUCCACCAAGAUCGCAAGUUUCGAGAACAAAUGGCUAGGAUUCAGGUUACGCUGUCCUCGUUCGAAUUUGACCGGAUUGGAAGUCUCUAUCAGGACGAAAUUACAUCGGAAUUCUUCAUCGGGCCAGACGCAGAGACUGGGAAAGGGCCUUGGAUGUCUUCAAUGGACUAUUACGCUGACCUUGCCAGCCACGCGCUCCAAGAUUGUGUGGCUAAUGCAGGGGCUGAUGUCCAAACGAGCUGGUCUUUUGCAGUUCCCGUGCUCUUCAAGCACCUCAUCUCGUUGUAUGGCCACGACAUCACCAGUGAAGGCCCUUUCAAGCUGACGAAUCGUGAUUUCGGAGCCCACAACCUUCUCGUGAACAACGAUUUCGAAAUGAUUGGCGUUAUCGACUUGGAUGGAGUCCUGGCUGCGCCGAUUGACAUGGUCGCACAGUAUCCGCAGCUGUCAGGACUAGCGCGCGAGCCUCCCGGACAUAUUGAGACCAGACCACUUGCAAUUGAUCGCAUCGCGAGGACAACCCCAAAACUCGAAGAAUACAAAAACUUCGUGGAAACAACCGAAGCCCAAUUGGACCCCAAGGAGAAGGGAAAACCAACGAUUGCGAAUUUGUUAUUAUCAGACGCUGCGAGCAUAGUCCAAGGGCUCCUAUGUUAUGCGGGUCACCAAAAAUUCGUGAAUGAUAAGUGGAUGGAAGCAUAUUGCAAGCUCCUCCGCAAGAUUUCAUGUCCCCAAGACUCACGUUUAUGA
This is a messenger RNA of Exophiala dermatitidis NIH/UT8656, 1275 nucleotides long. RefSeq lists its product as uncharacterized. The record is from RefSeq and is a predicted model, not a curated record. The coding region runs from base 1 to 1275 and encodes 424 amino acids. NCBI's taxonomy places the organism in Eukaryota, Fungi, Ascomycota, Eurotiomycetes, Chaetothyriales, Herpotrichiellaceae. The transcript is spliced from 2 exons.